Messenger RNA from Brassica rapa (field mustard), 2372 nucleotides. RefSeq lists its product as uncharacterized. Lineage: Eukaryota; Viridiplantae; Streptophyta; Magnoliopsida; Brassicales; Brassicaceae. The record is from RefSeq and is a predicted model, not a curated record.
CUGGUUUCCAAAUUUCCAGCGAGAGAUGGACUUGCCUUGCCAAUGGAUUCGAUGGUUCCGGAGCGGUUUAAUACAGGCACAUUUAAAAUCGCGAAGUUGGAUUGGUGAGGAUGAUGUUUAUGAGAAGAAGACACACCUUUUUAUAGGUGCCUAGAAGGGAGAAGAGAAGUAUUGAAUGACGAAUCGUGGGUGAGUGGGUCCAAGGAGUAAAGAACGAUGUUAAUAGCGAUGAACACUUAAUUAUAUAACGUAAGAGAGGCGAUGAAUCAGGAACGAAACGUCAUCAACGAAAACGACACAGUGAUUCCAAACGAAUUUUUGAGACAUACGACCUCGUACAACCUCCAUUGGAGUUAGACCUAAUCUUAUCUUCAGGAUACAAAGAACCUUAAGAGAAAGCGGAGAAGACGAUGUUGAGAACGUCCAUGUCUAUUAGUUUUGUUUUAUGAGCCCAAAUGGCUUUUUACAAAGUCCACUUCCAAAUUGUAGCUAAAGCCCAUAUCAAUUUCGUACGCAAUUAAAUGAAACGACACGUUUUGGUGAAGCGGACAGGUGUCGCGUCCAGGGCCUUCGACUUUCUGAUGUGGAAUCCUAUGUGGCAUCACCAGGAGGGAGUAAACUGUUCUUUAUAUAUAAAGAUACUAAUGAUUAAAUGCAAUUCCUCAAUAAUAUUUUUAAUAAAAAUCUUUCAAAAAAAUCUUAUCAAAUUUUUUUAAAUCAGGUUUAUGCGACAAACACGUGUGUGUGUGUUUUACCACUAACCAAUUCUUAAUCUAUCUAAAUUUUGUUUUCAAGAAUUUCAAUAAUAUAAUAUGCUACUUGAUUAUUGUUUUUCACUACAACUUAUUCUUUUUAUCGAAAUAAAAUUAUCUUUAUCAGAAGGAUUUUUUAAUGUGGCUAUCUGUUUAAAUACACGCUAAACUAUUAUAAAUUUUAAUUUUUUAUUUAUAAGACACAUUAUAAACUAUGAUUUUUAUUUAACAUGCACAUGUUUUAUCAUAUCUAUAUCGACUUUUAUAAUAACGAAUAUGGAAAGAAAUUUUCACAAGAAAAAAAAAAAGAAAUUUUCACUACGAGAUGGUGUACAAAUAUAGACCCAAACUUCUGUGUGUUGAAAUAGACUUUUGUUACAACUUACAACACACGGUUACAAGUUUUAAAAACAGAAAUGUUACUUGAAUAUGUGUUGUAUAAGCUAAAAAUGAUAAUAUGACUAGUUAAUUACUAUAACUCACAGAAAAUAGUUGCUUAGGUGGCCAGGGCUUAACACACCUAAAAUUCUAUGUAUUGAAAUAGACUUUUGUUACAACUUAUAACACAUGAUUACAAGUUUUAAAAACAAAAAUGUUACAUGAAUAUGUGUUGUAUAAGCUAAAAAUGAUAAUAUGACAGUUAGUUACUUUAACUCACAGAAAAUAGUUGCCUAGGUGGCCAGUGCUUUUAACACACCUAAAUGUUUGAAAAAUCAAUCGAUAUAUUUUCUUAAUUAAGAAAAAGAAAUUAAAAAACAACGAAUUGACUUCCCAAAAAUUACUGGCUUCCAGAAUCUGGUAAAAACUUUUUACUAUAUAAAUCAUCUCGAUCUAUCCAAAUUUUUUACUAAAUCAUCUUUGCUUCACAACACAAUAAACUAAAAUAUACACUUUGAAUUACACAUUCACGGUACUUAUGGCAGCUCAAGUGUUAAAUAAAACUUAUAGGGCAUUCAUGAUUUUAACUUUAUUUACAAUGAUUUGUUCGAUACAAGUUUCUGAUUCAAUGCCAAGAGAUGUGUGUAUAAAAGAUUGUGUCAUAAAUCAAUGCAUGAAAGCAUCAAAAAAAGCAACUCCAGCAAUUUGUGACAACCCGUGCAAGAUCAUUUGCGAUCCAAUGAACAAUGAGCGAUAUGUUACCCCUAGUCAAGGUUAUCGAAAUCCUGUAAAAAGGUUUUGUGAAACAUUUACUUGGAUAUGUCAGUAACUGGGAAAAUAUUUCUACAACAAAACUGGAAAACUAAGCGUGUAAUUUUUUUAAUGUAUAUUUAUAUGUUGUAUUAUUUGAGCGUGUGAUUUGUUUUUGAUGCAUAAGUUAUAUAUUUAUAUUUGUACCAUAUGAUAUUAAUAUUUUAUAUACCUAUUUUACAAUAAUAUUUCGUGUACCUACAUUCAUAUUUUAUAAAACAAAAAAAAUGUUUAACAAUGUAAAUCAUGAUAAAAUUAAUACAUAAAUAUCAGAUUGAAACUCUGACCUUUAGAUGUCUCAUUCCAAAAGAUUAUAAUGAGAUUUGCCAAAAAUGACUCAAAACUUAAAUUUGAAUGCAAAUAAAUAAUUUAAAUUUGAUCAUAUGCAAAAGUAACAGAAAUGAUAGUAAAAUUACAAUUAUCUCUUAUCUC